GCGUAUAUCAGUCUCCACGCGUUUCGCCUUCAAUUUCUCUCUCUAAAUUAGUCCAGUCUCUCCACGCUACACGUCUUGGACUCUUUCUCACUUUAUAUAUACGUAUAUAUAACGGAUAUGUACUCCACAAUGUAUAAGUAUACACGUUCAUGUAUAUGUAUAUAGCUGCGUGCGUAUUCAGGUAUUCAUAGACCACCGCCAACAGUGGCUGUGUCGGCAGAUCAGUCGGUUCCUGUGUAGAUCACAGUGUUUACAGCUCCAAUCACUGAAAAGGGCCCAAUCUUCGGUCUACAUCUACCCACAAAAUUUAGAAAGCGGAUUGGGGUUUUGUGGUAUAUAUCCAGAAUCGAGUGCUAUCAAUAGUUGGGUAAAUAGUUCAUACAAUGGCAGCAAGUACGAUCAGAAAGGCAAUUGGGGCAGUGAAGGACCAAACAAGCAUAAGCAUAGCCAAGGUGGCCGGCAAUGUUGCACCUGACCUUGAGGUCUUGAUUGUAAAAGCCACAACCCACGAUAACGAGCCUGCAGAUGAGAAAUAUUUAAGGGAGAUAUUGAAUUUGACGUCUUAUUCAAGAGGGUAUGUGAACGCCUGUGUUACUGCAAUUUCAAAGAGAUUGAGCAAAACCCAUGAUUGGAUUGUGGCGUUGAAGGCCUUGAUGUUGGUCCAUAGGCUGCUGAGUGAUGGGGACCCAAUUUUUGGACAGGAGAUAAUGUAUGCCAGUCGGAAGGGGACAAGAGUUCUAAACAUGUCAGAUUUUCGAGAUGAGGCUCACUCGAAUUCGUGGGACCACUCAGGGUUCGUGAAGAGCUAUGCACGUUAUCUGGAUCAAAAGCUUGAGUUUAUGGUGUAUGAGACGAAAUUGAAUGGUGAUGAUGACAACAAAAAGAGUUAUCAGGAUGAGUAUGGAGAGUUCAGGGAUGAUCGUGAUUUUGGGAUGAAUAGGUCAAUGUCUUAUGGUGAUCUAAAAGGCCCAACAAAGGAAGUGACACCUGUUAGGGAAAUGAAACCUGAGAGAAUUUUGGAGAGGCUCAAUCAAUUGCUUAGGCUUCUUGAUCGUUUAUUAGCUUGUAGACCAACAGGCUCUGCAAAGAACAGCAGAAUGGUGAUCAUAGCUCUAUACCUGCUUGUGAAGGAGAGUUUUAAACAUUACACUGAUAUAUGUGAGGUGUUGGGAAUUUUGUUAGAUCGAUUUUUGGAAAUGGAAUAUGUUGAGUGUGUUAAGGCUUUUGAUGGUUAUGUAAAUGCGGCAAAGAUGAUUGAUGAACUUGCUGGCUUUUAUAAUUGGUGCAAGGAUACAGGAGUUGUGAGGUCAUCAGAAUUCCCGGAAGUGCAGAAAAUUACUGACAAGCUUUUGGGGACACUUGAAGGGUUUUUAAGGGAAAAGGCAAAUAGGCCAAACAGCCCUGAGAAAAGCAGGAAAGCUACUAUUUCUCAAAUUAAAGAUGACAAUGCACCGAACAUGAAUGAAAUAAAAGCACUUCCUCCACCAGAGGACUACAGUCCUCCUCUUGCACCAGAGCCCCAACCUGUACCACAGACUCAUCAAGUAACUGAGGAACUGGUGAAUUUGAAGGAUGAUGGGGCAUCGGCUGAUGAACAAGGCAACAAAUUGGCUUUGGCUUUGUUUUCUGGACCUGCUGCUAAAAAUCCAAAUGGUGCAUGGGAAAUAUUCCCGACAGAUGGAGAGCAUGAAGUGACUUCAGCAUGGCAGAAUCCAGCUGCUGAGAGUGGUAUAGCCAACUGGGAAUCAACCUUGGUCGAGUCAGCUAGCAAUUUAGCAAAACAGAAGGCUGAUUUAGCAGGAGGUUUUGAUUCACUCUUGUUGACUGGUAUGUAUGAUCAGGGGACAGUGACGCAGCAUGUAAAUAUUUCUCAACUGAGCAGUGGGAGUGCAAGUAGUGUGUCAUUGCCUGUGACAGGCAAAAGUGCGACACCUAUCUUGGCAUUGCCUGCUCCUGACGGAACAGUCCAACCAGUCGGGCAACAAGAUCCGUUUGCAGCAUCUCUAUCUGUGCCACCGCCAUCCUAUGCUCAAAUUGCAGAUAUAGAUAGGAAACAGCAACUGCUCACACAGGAGCAGCAGAUUUGGCAGCAAUACGCGAGUAAUGGGAUGCAAGGCCAAUUGGGCUUGGCCAAAGUUGCUGGCACUGCUGGUUAUUAUGGUGCCGGAAUGCAAUCCAUGAUGUCUUAUGGAAUGCCGCAAGUAACGGGCUUGGGUCAACCUGGGGGUUAUUACUCACCAUUCUAAGUCGAUUCUCAAUAAUGUUCAUAUCCAAGCCCCUGCCUUUCUUAUUUCAUAUGGUAUCAUCUACUGUGCUACAUUUUGCCUUUUCCUUGACAAUUUUGCAAAAUAAGAAUGAAAUCAGGAUAAAGAGAUUAUCAUGCUAUACGUGAAUAUUGCUUUUGAAUGCUUUGUUUCGUAUCGUAUGUAAAAGAUCAAAAAGAGUAUGUUAGAAUUAUUCGAAUUAUAUUUUUAUCAGCAUUUUCAAGAGACUAUUUAAACAUGAGAUAUUUUUUCAAUUAGUCUAUAUGAGUACAGGAAAUACCC
Olea europaea var. sylvestris is the source of this 2546-nucleotide messenger RNA. Its product is annotated as probable clathrin assembly protein At4g32285. The record is from RefSeq and is a predicted model, not a curated record. Gene Ontology annotation, molecular function: 1-phosphatidylinositol binding; clathrin heavy chain binding; SNARE binding. Gene Ontology annotation, cellular component: clathrin-coated pit; clathrin-coated vesicle. Lineage: Eukaryota; Viridiplantae; Streptophyta; Magnoliopsida; Lamiales; Oleaceae. The coding region runs from base 384 to 2246 and encodes 620 amino acids. Gene Ontology annotation, biological process: clathrin coat assembly; vesicle budding from membrane; clathrin-dependent endocytosis. The transcript is spliced from 2 exons.